ACCUAAUUGGGGGAGGGGAGGAGAGGAUUUAUUGAAUAUUUUUCAAAUUUUGAUUUUAAUAAUUUUUGGCUUUCUGAAUUCAAAGUAUUUUGAUCAGUUUAUUUAAUUGGUCUUUUUAAUACCCCUUUUAAAAACUACAGCAUCACGGAGGAAACUUCAUUUGGGUUGUGAGAAUAGGGAUUUAAGGGGAAAAAGUAGUACUCUAGGGUCUAACAGGGCGAAAGGAUACUUUGUCAUGUGAAAUUUUUCUUGGAUUGGUCCUGAGAUAGAGUAAAGCAAAAAGCUGAUUCCUGUGGGUUGUGACAGAGCAGUGGAUUGACCUUGUUUAUUCACUUGGAUCAUUUGCCCUUUGUGUCACAGGGCCCCAGAUGGGUCCCAGGUAGUGAAAUAUUAGCUUAUCUAAUUUGUAUCCUUUCACACUCCUUAAACACAUAUCCAAGGCAACAGGAAAAAAAUGCGGUGCCUGUAUUAGAAUAAAAUUUAGGGCCUGGUUUGGUGACAGGCACCAGUACUUUCAGCUACUCUGGCGGCUGAGGCAGGAGGAUUGCUUGAGCCUAGGAGUUCUAGGCUAUAGUGCAUGAUGAUGAUUUUACUGGCAUACAGAUGAAAAAGAAAAAUGUAUUUGAAAUAAAAAUAAAAAUAUAGCGCACAAUGAUGUUGCUAUGCUGCCUAGGCUAUAGUGCACUCCAGCCUAGGCAGCAUAGCAAGAUGCCAUCUCUCAUAAGAAACUUUACUAGAAUGAAACUUUUUUAUUACAUAGAUGUUGCUUAUUCAUUGUAGAAAAAAUCGAAUUACAGAUGAUUUUUAAAACUACCAGAGCAAACCAUUUAACCUAUUUGUGUACAUACUCCCAGAUUUCUUAAACAUGUUGCAAAAAAAAUAAAUCGUACCAUUCUGGUGGUUUUCUAAGCUGCUUUUUAUACGUAAUGUAUUGUGAGCAUCUUUUCAUGGCCAUAACUAUUACAUACAAAAGAAAAAAAAAAAAAACAGCACAAAAAAUACUUAAAAGACAUUUUGACCAGAAACUAAUGAGGAAGGGUUUUUUGGUUUUGUUUUUGCGAUUUUGUUUUUGUACCUCCUGUAUAAUGCUGAACUUGGUACUUCUGCAGUAAAUAUUAACAUUUUCUGAGGAUCUGCUGAAGAUGAACAUGACAACAAAUAAGAAACUCCACUUUCCUCAUCACACAGCCUUAAUUAACAUCGCUGGCUUUGUUUGAGAUCAAGCAAACGUUGACUUCAGUGUCCGAGUCUCUUCUUGGGGUCCCACGGCCUUGGGUCUAGCACCUCUGCUGGACACCUCGUAGGGCUUCCGAGACGUGCCGCGACCCACGGGACCCCACGAAAGCUUUUUCCCACGGCAAGCUCCCUGGGGACGGGGAAAGGAGCCGGGACCCGAACCUAGCUGGCCUAGCGCUGCGACUGCGGAGAGAAGGGCGGUGGCCCGCACGGGGCGGGCGGCUCUGCACACUGCAGCUGGGGAGGUCCAGGUCGGCCGCUGGGGCGGGGUGGCGGCUCAGUGUUGUUGGGUCCCUAUGGAGAUGACCCCGUCCCUGCCCCACCCCUCUCCGGAGCUGCGGGCCGGAGAGGGCGCACUCGAUUUUCACUGCACGGUUUCAAGAGGAGACAGCCGCCACCAUGCCGGGCCUCAUGGCCACUUCCCAGAGAGUGACUCACGGAAUUCAAGGAAACACUUUACUUAUGUUUGCCCAUUUACUAUAGAGGAUAUUACAAAGGACACAGAUGAAUAGCCAGAUGGAAGAGAUGCCCAGAGAAAGGUGAUCUUAAUUGCACACCUAUUGAAAUAAACCUGUAGUUUCCAGAAGUGGAAGAAAAUUUGCUGAGACGUCAGCUGAGGAUUCUUCCUGGAGAACUCCAGAAAUGGAGAGCUUCCACACAAGAUUUAGUGCCUGGACACCUUUUAGCAACAAGUCAUUAAAUAGACAGCUCUUUCAGGAAAGAGUGGCUCUUAUAAGUCAUUGGUUUGACCUCUGGACUAACAAGCAACGUCAAGAAUUCUUAUUCGCGAUUUUUUUAAGAUGCACUAAAUCACAGUUAAGGUUUGUCCAAGACUGGUUUUCAGAAAGGAUGCAAGUGGCCAAAGUGGAUUUCUCUACAGUGUUACCACGCUUCAUUUCUCUAUAUAUCUUUUCCUUUCUGAGUUCGAAAGAUUUGUGUGCAGCUGCCCAAGUCAGCUGGUCCUGGAAGUUUUUAACUGAACAGGAUUGCUUAUGGAUGCCCAAAUGCGUUAAGUUCGGGUGGUUUCUGCCCUAUACUCCAACAGAUAAUGAGUAUGGUGCUUGGAAGCGCCAUUACGUUGCCUGUGUGUCCCACUUAGACUGGCUGACACCUAGGGAGGCUGCUGCUACUUAUGGGACGCUGAAUGAACCCAAAACAGAAGAUGAGGAACUACUGGAGAGACAAAGAGAAAAGUACUUGAGGAAAAGAAUUUGGGAGGAAAUUGCACUACGUAACAAGGAGUUAUUCAAAGUUAGACCCCCUUGGGUUAGUGGAACUUGCUGCUCUAGCGUGCUAAAGCCCAGACGCCAACCACGCCUCUCCCAGACUGUAAGGGAGCGAGUGGGUUCACAUGAAGCUUUGGAGAAACAGCUUGUUUUGACAUCUUUAGAAAUCUUGCCCAAGCGAAGCAAUAUUUCUGGAAGCCAUUCCUACCCUUUAUUAUCAAAGAAAUAUCAGCAUGGAGUUCAUAAAAAUGAUGACAGCUCUUCAUAUGCUCUCCGGCCACACUUCAUAUUAAUAUCAUCCCGGAUUCCUGCGUAUGAGAUGGUAGUGGAGAGCGUGAAGGCUGGUGUCGUUUCUGUGGUAUAUGAACACAGCGUAACCCUGGAGAGCCUGCUGUAUCUGAUAGAAAAAGCUCUGGACGGGAGGAAGGCACAGAGCAUGGGAAUAUUUAGCGAUGGAGAUAGCAGAGAAAUCAAUUUACUCCAAGGCUAUAAAAUUGGUGUUAAAAAUUUACUGAGGCCUGAAGUGAGAGAUUUCUGGGAGAAAUUAGGAAGCUAUGUGGCCACUGAAGAAGAAGGGGGUCACGUGGACCUCUUCGUGCCCCUUGGAGCAUCAGAGGCAGGAACUGAAGUUCUUUCCCAGCUGUCUCAACUAACUGGCACAUUCUUUACGGCCCCCACUGGGAUUGCAACUGGCUCUUACCAGCACAUUCUUAGUGAUUGGCUGGGAUCCCAAUGGGGAAAGGCCCCCUCUUCCAUCUACUUCUGCGAAGCAAAGCUACAGACAUGGUCCAGCUUCGCAGACUUCCUAGAAGAAACCUUGAAAACAGUAAGGAAGCAGCUGUAUCCUCUCUUCAAGGAACUGCAGAAGAGCAUCAGUGGCAGGAUGAUAGGGCAGUUUAUGUUUGACACCAUGGGUAUGACCAACAUUCUGAACAACCAAGAGACUGCACAAGCUCUGGCAGAUAGAUUGAUGGAGUUGUCAAAAGAAGAUUCUGAAAGAAGUGUUGUAGAAGACAAUUCUUGGGACACAAAGUCCAGGUUCAGCAAAAAUGAUUUAAAUUUUGAAGCACUGAUUAAUCUGGAGAGAAUACUCCAGAAGGAUUCAGCAGAAAAGCGAACUAGAGUUGUCAGGGAACUCUUACAGAGUGAGAGAAAAUACGUGCAGAUGCUGGAAAUUGUGAGAGAUGUUUAUUUCGCACCACUGAAAGCAGCACUGUCAUCAAACAGAGCAAUUCUGAGUGCUGCCAAUAUCCAGAUCCUUUUCUCUGAUAUUCUACAGAUUUUAAGUCUUAACAGGCAGUUUCUAGAUAACCUGAGAGACAGACUACAGGAAUGGGGCCCAGCUCACUGUGUGGGAGAAAUAGUCACGAAGUUUGGAAGCCAGUUGAACACAUAUACCAAUUUCUUCAACAAUUACCCUGUCAUUCUGAAAACUAUUGAGAAGUGCAGAGAAAUGAUACCAGCAUUCCGAACUUUCCUGAAGAGGCAUGAUAAGACCAUUGUUACCAAAAUGCUGAGCCUGCCGGAGCUGCUGUUGUACCCAUCCCGAAGAUUUGAAGAAUAUCUUAAUCUUCUCUACGCUGUCAGGCUUCAUACCCCUGCAGAGCAUGUUGACCGUGGGGACUUGACCACUGCAAUUGACCAAAUCAAAAAAUAUAAAAGUUAUAUAGAUCAGAUGAAGCAAAACAUCAAUAUGAAGGAUCAUCUGUCAGAUAUACAGAGAAUCAUCUGGGGAUGCCCUACUCUAUCAGAAGUAAACAGAUAUCUAAUUAGGGUACAAGAUGUAGCCCAACUUCAUUGCUGUGAUGAAGAAAUAAGUUUCUCUCUAAGGCUCUAUGAACACAUCCAUGAUCUCAGCCUUUUCCUCUUCAAUGAUGCACUGCUCGUUUCUAGUCGGGGCACAUCUCAUACUCCAUUUGAGAGGACUUCAAAAACAACCUACCAGUUCAUUGCAUCAGUGGCCCUUCAUCGGUUACUCAUAGAAAAUAUUCCAGAUUCCAAGUAUGUCAAGAAUGCAUUUAUUCUUCAAGGUCCAAAAUAUAAAUGGAUUUGUGCUACAGAAGUAGAGGAUGAGAAGUUCCUAUGGCUGUCAGUACUUAGAAAUGCAAUCAAAAGCAGUAUGGAGAAGUGAGACCAAACUUGAAAACUUCAAGGGUGCCAAUUCUCCCCAGCAAAGACAGACAACAUGUAUUUUCUGUUCCAAAAUAUCCAGUAAGAAACAGAGUAACUGUCAUGGAUGAUGAGAUAAACUAAGAUGACCCAUAGGAUCUUUCCAACUUUUAAACUUUAUCAUUUGUGCUCACUUAUGUAGAAUGUGUAAGUACAUUUUGAGUUCAAAAUUUUCAAUUACUUCUUUUAGUAGCUAUAUUUCAUGGAUAAUAUUAUUUGGAGUAAUGUGAUGUGAUGAAACCUAAGACAGAGCAAACACAUUGUGUAAAGCUUUGUUUUAUGAUCUAAUACAAAAAGCAGAAUGAAAGUUUUCUUAAGUGAUCAGUCUAGAAAAAUAUUUUAAUUUGUUGGUGAUUUACCAUUUUUAACAUAUUCAUGAAACAAUUAUUGAUUUAAAAUAUGGAUAAGAGGGCUGUGCAUGGUGCCUCACGUCUGUAAUCCCAGCACUUUGGGAGGCCGAGGCAGCAUAUCACCUGGGGUCAGGAGUUUGAGACCAGCCUCACCAACAUGGAGAAACCCCGUCUCUACUAAAAAUACAAAAUUAGCCAGGCAUGGUGGCACACACUUAUAGUCCCAGCUACUUGUGAGGCUGAGGCAGGAGAAGAAUCACUUGUACCCAGGAGGUGGAGGUUGCAGUGAGCUGAGAUGGCUCCACUGAACUCCAGCCUGGGUGACAAGAGCAAACCUCUGUCUCAAAAAAAAGAAAAAAAAAAAAAGACAAGAAAUACAAAGGACAAUUUACUCAAAAACUUGUCAUACAUAUACGGAUGUACUCCUCUAGACAGCAUUAAAGAUAUACUGCUUCCAAGUGCUAAAAAAGUUUUCUAUAAUUUUUAAGUGUUAUUUAUUGCAAGGCUAAACUCUAAGAAGCUUUAAAAAUAUUUUUGACAUUGUUUAAAUUAGAAGGCUAUUGUUAAAAAGCAAAUUUUAAAGAACAAAAAUAAAUGGAAACAGCAAAAGUUGCUUGUAAUGAAAUGCAGCUAAGUAAAACUGUUUCUUUUAAAACAAAGACACUGAAAAAUAGGUGUUGAGUAGUUUCCUGGGCCUUUAAUGCUUUAAUCUGAUUAUUUAACAACUAAAGCCAUACCGAUGGCCACUUGGAAACUUUAGCUGAUGUAUAUUCUUACCUAGAUAUCGCUAGGUAAAAAUUAUAUUAAUCUUGGAAGCUUGAGGUUGUCAGUUUUCCUUGUUCUUCAUAUUCUUGUUUAUGGUAACAAAAUCUAUCGGUACAGUUUAGGAUGGUGAAUCUAUAGUAUUUAAACAAUUUUUCUUUCAGAAAUGAAUAUACAAAACCUUCUAUUUCUUAAAACUUUAAAUUGUUGUUAAAAAGAUGAGCAAAAGUUAAAAUAUUAUGCUGUUUUAUUGGUGUAAAACCACACUUCUGAUUCUGCCAAGAUAUAUCCAUGCAGUUUAACAACUAUGAUCCUAUAGACAGAAUAACUCUUAAAGGGAAUAUCUGCUGUUAGCAAUGGAUCAAAAUGUAUAUAUCAUAUAAUAUUAAACAAAAUCUAAAACAGCAUAUUGUCCUGAAUAAGGCACACUCCAGAAACUCAUUAAUAGGAAAAACUUGUUUGUAUAGCAAAAGAAUGAGUGGCAAGAUGGCUAAAGGUAAACUAGAAAUCUUAAGGAAUUUCCCUUUAUUUUGUGAAUAACUGAUAUCCUCAGAAGUUUUAAAACAAUACUUAAAAAAAUUAACAAAGGCCAUUACUCAUACCUAUUUC
Messenger RNA from Cercocebus atys (sooty mangabey), 6352 nucleotides. It is a transcript of the gene ECT2L, whose product is annotated as epithelial cell transforming 2 like. Lineage: Eukaryota; Metazoa; Chordata; Mammalia; Primates; Cercopithecidae. The record is from RefSeq and is a predicted model, not a curated record. The transcript has 22 exons. The coding region runs from base 1879 to 4593 and encodes 904 amino acids. Gene Ontology annotation, molecular function: guanyl-nucleotide exchange factor activity; protein binding.